Messenger RNA from Aphanomyces invadans, 1065 nucleotides. RefSeq lists its product as hypothetical. Lineage: Eukaryota; Oomycota; Saprolegniomycetes; Saprolegniales; Verrucalvaceae. Bases 214 to 1065 code for a protein of 283 amino acids. The transcript has 7 exons. The record is from RefSeq and is a predicted model, not a curated record.
CGAGGUUGACAGGAAGAUCUCUUGUGCAGAAUGGCGAGCUGGAUGCGAUCGGGGGUACGUCGACACGAUGGCUAUGAAGAUGCCUGUCUGCAUGUGUCGAGUGUUUCAUCUUUUCGUGGCAUUGACCUUGUCGUAUGCGCGCGCUGCAGUUGCAAUCCAUGGUGGACACGUCACGACGAUUGAAGGAAGAGAUCUUGCAGACAGCGGGGGUUCAUGACUCGGGAUGUGCAGACCCAGUGCUGGAUACGCGAACUCAGCGGUAGAUCUGUCGUAUAUCCGUUCGAUUACCAUCCUUUCCCGUGCAGGUUUAACCAGCAAUGCACAGCCAUUGAACGAUUGCAUGCGUCGACUGCUGAGUACUUGAAGCAAGCCGAUGCCAUGGCGAAGGCGUCCUCCGCCCUCGUACACGAUUUCAAGGCAUUUUUCAACCUUCAACUGGCUCAGGGAAAGGCCGACAAGGAAUCGGAGGAUUUAGUGCGACAACUCGCGCAAGCCUCCGAGUGCCUGGAGAGCAUCCAUUGGGGGUUGAAGAGGUCGGUCCACGACGCCUGUCGCGCUCUGCUAGCCGAGCAAGUUUUGAAACCCAUCACCGCGCUUAAGCUAAAGAACGCCAACGUUCUCAAGAACGUACAAGUGCGAAAGCAAAAGAUGCUCGACUUCGACGCGCUCCGACGUGCGACGAGCACUUCGAGCCGGCCGUCCCCAGAAUCGCAAGCCAAGCUCCGCGCCGCCGAAGAAAGCGUGGCGAAAGCGACGGCGGACCUGAACGAGACCUUUGAUAGAGUCGACGACAACCGAGGCUACAUCCUGCGCCACGAGUUCCUUGCGUUGACCGCUUCCCAAAUUUUCCAGGCCAGCAAGAGCCACGUGGCUCUCCAGCAGCUGCUCCCUCUGAUGCCUGGGGUAGCGGGCCGAUUGUACGACUUGACGGUGAUGUCGCAAGCGCCCGAGCACGCAAGCGACCCGAUCAAGAAUGCCGCGCUGGGGGUGCUCGACUAUGCUGGACCCAACUGUCUCGUGGAAUACGUCGUGCUUCCACAUCAUGCGAGUCAUAUCGUGAUCUAG